Molecule: messenger RNA, 4497 nt
Organism: Lepisosteus oculatus (spotted gar)
Lineage: Eukaryota; Metazoa; Chordata; Actinopteri; Semionotiformes; Lepisosteidae
Source: RefSeq, a predicted model, not a curated record
GCACGUGUGGGUUUGUUCUUCCGCUUGCCGAUGUCGCCGGAUUGGAAAUGUGAUUCUUGUUUCAUGAAGUCUGGGUGUUUGUUUUGAGUGUGAGAAAAUUAUGGAUGCCCUCAUUGAUGAGUAUGGGGGCAUGACUCCCCAAGAACUCGCAGCCCCCGUUAAUACCAUAGAGGAGAAAUGGAAGUUACUACCGGCCUUUCUAAAGGUGAAAGGACUGGUGAAACAGCAUAUUGACUCAUUCAAUUAUUUUAUUAAUGUAGAGAUAAAGAAAAUCAUGAAAGCCAAUGAAAAGAUUACAAGUGAUGCUGAUCCCAUGUGGUAUUUGAAAUACCUCAAUAUUUAUGUUGGAAUGCCUGAUGUCGAGGAAAGCUUCAAUGUGACCAGACCUGUGUCUCCUCAUGAGUGCCGCCUGAGAGACAUGACAUACUCUGCUCCUAUUACUGUGGACAUCGAGUACACCCGGGGGAGUCAGAGGAUCAUCCGCAAUGCCCUGCCCAUUGGGAGGAUGCCGAUCAUGCUGCGCAGCUCCAACUGCGUUCUGACAGGGAAGACGCCUGCAGAGUUCUCGAAGCUGAAUGAGUGCCCUCUUGACCCAGGAGGCUACUUCAUCGUGAAGGGUCAAGAGAAGGUCAUUCUCAUUCAGGAACAGCUGUCUAAAAACCGAAUUAUUGUGGAGGCCGACAGAAAAGGAGCAGUGGGGGCAUCUGUGACCAGCUCCACCCAUGAGAAGAAAAGUAGAACCAAUAUGGCCGUGAGGCAGGGAAGGUUCUACCUGCGACACAACACUUUGUCCGAGGAUGCUCCGAUUGCGAUUAUCUUCAAGGCCAUGGGGGUGGAGAGCGACCAGGAGAUCGUCCAGAUGAUCGGGACAGAGGAGCAUGUGAUGGCAGCCUUUGCUCCCAGUCUGGAGGAGUGUCAGAAAGCACAGAUCUUCACCCAGACGCAGGCCCUGAAGUACAUUGGGAAUAAGGUCCGGAGGCAGCGCAUGUGGGGGGGUCCGAAGAAGACAAAAAUGGAAGAAGCAAGAGAGCUGCUGGCUUCCACAAUCCUGACCCACGUGCCGGUGAAGGAAUUCAACUUCCGUGCCAAGUGUAUUUACCUGGCUGUGAUGGUCCGCAGGGUGAUUUUGGCUCAGGGGGAUAACAAGGUGGAUGACAGGGAUUACUAUGGGAACAAGCGUCUGGAGCUGGCAGGACAGUUUUCUUUUCUGAUAUCUCUGUUAUUUUUUUCCCAGUCUUUGUUUGAAAAAUUUAACUCUGAGCUGAAGAAGAUUUCAGACCAGAUCAUCCCAAAGCAGAGAGCGGCACAGUUUGAUGUGGUGAAGCACAUGCGACAGGACCAGAUCACCAAUGGCCUGGUUAACGCCAUCUCCACCGGUAACUGGUCGCUGAAGAGGUUCAAGAUGGAUCGUCAGGGAGUUACCCAGGUGCUGUCGCGGUUGUCCUACAUCUCGGCGCUGGGCAUGAUGACCAGGAUCUCCUCGCAGUUUGAGAAGACCAGGAAGGUCAGCGGCCCUCGCUCCCUGCAGCCAUCGCAGUGGGGGAUGCUGUGUCCCUCGGACACCCCUGAAGGAGAGGCCUGCGGUCUGGUUAAAAACCUGGCCUUGAUGACGCACAUCACAACAGACAUGGAAGAUGGGCCAAUUAUCAAAUUAGCCUUUAACCUCGGAGUGGAAGAUGUAAACCUGCUGUGUGGAGAAGAACUGUCUUACCCCAGUGUGUUCCUAGUCUUCCUCAAUGGUAACAUCCUGGGAGUAAUCAGAGAUCACCAGAAGCUGGUGAAUACCUUCCGCUUGAUGAGGCGUGCUGGGUUCAUUAACGAGUUCGUGUCCAUCUCCACAAACCUGACUGACCGUUGCGUCUACAUCUCUUCCGACGGGGGGCGGCUGUGCAGGCCCUACAUCAUUGUGAAGAAAGGAAUGCCUGCUGUGAAAAACAAACACAUCGAAGAGCUAGCCCAAGGAUACAGGAAUUUUGAAGACUUUCUUCACGAGAGCUUGGUGGAGUAUCUUGAUGUGAAUGAGGAGAAUGACUGCAGCAUAGCACUUUAUGAACAUAUGAUCAACAAAGAUACCACACAUCUGGAAAUUGAGCCCUUCACCCUCCUGGGAGUGUGUGCAGGUCUUAUUCCAUACCCCCAUCAUAAUCAGUCCCCCAGAAACACAUACCAGUGUGCUAUGGGGAAGCAAGCUAUGGGAACAAUUGGCUACAACCAGAGGAACAGGAUCGAUACGCUCAUGUACCUCCUGGCCUAUCCGCAGAAGCCCAUGGUGAAGACUAAAACCAUCGAGCUGAUUGAUUUUGAGAAACUGCCUGCGGGACAGAACGCAACAGUGGCAGUGAUGAGCUACAGUGGCUACGACAUUGAGGAUGCCCUCGUCUUAAACAAAGCCUCUUUGGACAGAGGCUUUGGAAGAUGCCUGGUGUACAAAAACGCAAAGUGUACUCUGAAGAGGUACACCAACCAGACCUUUGAUAAGGUCAUGGGACCAAUGCUGGACGCAGCUACAAGAAAACCCAUCUGGAGACAUGAGAUUCUCGAUGCUGAUGGCAUCUGCUCCCCAGGGGAGAAGGUGGAGAACAAGCAAGUGCUGGUGAACAAGUCCAUGCCUACCAUUACCCAGACUCCACUGGAGGGCUCAACCCAGCCCCAGCAGCCACAGUUCAGGGAUGUGCCCGUCACGUACAAAGGCUCCACCGACUCCUACAUUGAAAAAGUGAUGAUUUCAUCCAACGCCGAUGAUGCCUUCUUGAUCAAAAUUCUCCUGCGACAGACCAGAAGACCUGAAAUUGGAGAUAAAUUCAGCAGUCGUCACGGCCAGAAAGGUGUGUGUGGCUUGAUUGUUCCCCAAGAAGACAUGCCUUUCUGCGAUUCGGGAAUCUGUCCUGACAUCAUCAUGAAUCCUCACGGAUACCCGUCCCGUAUGACGGUCGGGAAACUCAUUGAGCUCCUGGCAGGGAAAGCUGGAGUCCUGGAUGGUCGAUUCCAUUACGGCACAGCCUUUGGUGGCAGUAAAGUAAAGGAUGUCUGUGAGGACCUUAUCCGCUAUGGCUAUAACUAUUUGGGAAAAGAUUAUGUGACAUCUGGCAUCACUGGAGAGCCUCUGGAAGCAUAUAUUUACUUCGGUCCAGUUUACUACCAGAAGCUGAAGCACAUGGUUCUGGACAAGAUGCACGCCAGGGCCCGGGGUCCAAGAGCAGUUCUUACCAGGCAGCCCACGGAAGGGCGUUCCAGAGAUGGUGGCUUGCGUCUGGGAGAGAUGGAGCGAGACUGCCUGAUUGGGUACGGAGCCAGCAUGCUCCUUCUGGAAAGGCUGAUGAUAUCCAGUGAUGCUUUCGAAGUUGACGUCUGUGGCCAGUGUGGAUUGCUUGGCUAUUCUGGGUGGUGUCAUUAUUGCAAGUCUUCGUGCCACGUGUCCUCUCUCCGCAUCCCGUACGCCUGCAAGCUGCUCUUCCAGGAGCUUCAGUCCAUGAACAUUGUGCCACGGCUGAAGCUGUCCCCUUACAACGAGUGAGACCGGGAGUCACUGAGCCCGGAACAGCGGCAGGAAAACUCGGAGCUCGCGGAGCGUAACCCCGUUCAAACCUUCCCGAGCACGUCGAUCGUCGUCGUCGUCGUCAGCUCGCCCGUCGUGAUUUUUUUUGUUCAUUUCCUGAAACGUAGGUCAAUGAGACUUACUCUGAAAACCGAACUGGAAGUAGUUCUGUGGCUGAUGGAGAUAUUUCUAAAAAUGUGGUUGGGGAGGGUAGGACCGUGCAGUUGCGGAUUUGCAAGAGCAGGGCCACCUCUCCUGUUGUCUUAUUGGUGAUCGUGCGGUACGACGGCGAAAUACUGCCAUGGCUGGUCGCGGCGCAUUGCGGUUCUUGCUUUGCCUUGACUUUCAUGUCAAACUAGAGUACAGUAAGCGAAGACUGAAAACUGGAGAAUGACUGUAUGCUAAGGGAAUUAAACACACCUCAUCCUGACGUUGGAGAGUGAAGAUUACUGUAAUACAGUAAGCAACUGUAUAUUACUACGUAUCUUAAAAAAAUGAUAUGAAACUACCGCAAGAUGAAAAUGUAAAAACUGUGGUAUUAUUGUUUUUUACCUUUUCAUUUGUGUAUAGUUAAAAUCAUUGCAGAAUUUACUUUUGUCAAAAGAAAUGGUUAUUGUGAACUGAUGCUAUCACAGCAUCUUAACAUAAGGAAGGUUAGGUUUUUUUAUUUUUUAAAUUGUCAGCACAGUUAAGUUCAGGGUUGCAUCGUGAGUGACUGGGCAGACUUUGAACAGCUGGGACAGCUGGGAUAAUUUAUUUUUGUGAUAUAAACUUUGGAUGAAUGAUGAGAAAUAAAACAUUUCUCAAUAUAUCUACAAAUAAAAGUGUUAAGUUUUUUUUCUGCACCAAAUAGCUUUAUGUAUUUCUUUAUGAAAUGGUAACUAAAUUUGUUUCUCAUUUUCUGUUUUUGUGUUUACAGUGAAUAAAAGUUACUUAUAACCAUAUUGUAGUGAAACAGUUGU